Messenger RNA from Nyctereutes procyonoides (raccoon dog), 6003 nucleotides. RefSeq names its product MINDY lysine 48 deubiquitinase 2 (gene MINDY2). Gene Ontology annotation, biological process: protein K48-linked deubiquitination. Gene Ontology annotation, molecular function: cysteine-type carboxypeptidase activity; K48-linked deubiquitinase activity; cysteine-type deubiquitinase activity. Gene Ontology annotation, cellular component: cell periphery; cytosol. The record is from RefSeq and is a predicted model, not a curated record. Bases 83 to 1999 code for a protein of 638 amino acids. The transcript is spliced from 9 exons. Lineage: Eukaryota; Metazoa; Chordata; Mammalia; Carnivora; Canidae.
AGUGCCGCUGUCAUGGCGUCCGAGGCGCUGGCUGAGGAGAACCCGCCGCGGUCUCUUUAGAGCGAGGGGCUGGCGGCUGGGUAUGGAGAGCGGCCCCGGGAGCCUGCAGCCGCUAGAACACGGGGUGGCCGCCGCGCCAGCGCCAGGGACAGGUUCUCCGCAGGAAGGGCGUCCGGAGACCAGGCUCGCCGCCGGGGAUGGUCCUGGAGUAUGGGCGGCGGAGAGCAGCGGCGGGAAUGGGCAGGGGGCGGCGGCCGCCGGGAGGAGCCUCUUGGACUCGGUUUCUCCCGCCGGCUCUCCUCGGGUCCCCGGACCCUGCAGCUCCUUCCCGGGCUUGGACUUAAAGGAGGGCGAUCCGGAGAGUCCCGCUGCCCAGACGACGCCUCCGAGAGGGCAGCACAAGGUGACCGCCUCGGAGACAGUCGAGGCCGGAGCGGACCAGGGAUCCGGUCCUGCCGGGGACGCCGGCCCCCGCCCGGGGCCCGCCGGCACCUGCCGGGCGGAGUUGGCGGCCGCCGGGGCCGAGGAGCCCAGCGGCGCGGGCGGCCUCAGCAGCAGCUGCAGCGACCCGAGCCCUCCCGGGGAAUCGCCGAGCCUGGACUCCCUGGAGUCGUUCUCUAACCUGCAUUCUUUCCCCAGUAGCUCUGAGUUUAACAGCGAGGAGGGAGCUGAGAACAGGGUCCCCGGGGAGGAGGAGGAGGGGGAGGGAGUGGGGGAGGGGGAGGAGGGGGGCGCGGGCGCGGGCGCGGGCGCGGCGGUGUUGCCCGGGGCUGUGCCUCUGUGCCGCGAAGAGGAGGAGGAGGAGGGGGAGGAAGCGCAGGUACUGGCGGCCUCCAAGGAGCGCUUCCCGGGACAGUCUGUCUAUCACAUCAAGUGGAUCCAGUGGAAGGAAGAGAACACACCCAUCAUCACUCAGAAUGAGAAUGGACCCUGCCCUUUGCUGGCCAUCCUCAAUGUUUUGCUUCUGGCCUGGAAGGUGAAACUUCCACCGAUGAUGGAAAUCAUAACUGCUGAACAACUGAUGGAAUAUUUAGGAGAUUACAUGCUUGAUGCAAAGCCAAAAGAAAUUUCGGAAAUUCAACGUUUAAACUACGAGCAGAAUAUGAGUGAUGCUAUGGCAAUCCUGCACAAACUACAGACAGGCUUGGAUGUAAAUGUAAAAUUCACAGGUGUUCGAGUGUUUGAAUAUACACCAGAAUGCAUUGUAUUUGAUCUUCUUGAUAUUCCUUUGUACCAUGGGUGGUUAGUGGACCCACAGAUUGAUGACAUUGUAAAAGCUGUUGGUAACUGCAGCUACAACCAACUAGUGGAGAAGAUCAUCUCCUGUAAGCAGUCAGACAAUAGUGAGCUGGUUAGUGAAGGCUUUGUAGCUGAGCAGUUUCUAAAUAACACAGCCACUCAACUGACAUACCAUGGAUUAUGUGAACUAACUUCAACGGUUCAGGAAGGAGAACUUUGUGUGUUCUUUCGGAAUAAUCAUUUUAGCACCAUGACCAAAUACAAGGGUCUUCUGUAUUUGCUGGUAACAGAUCAGGGGUUUCUUACAGAAGAAAAAGUUGUUUGGGAAAGCCUACAUAAUGUGGAUGGUGAUGGAAAUUUCUGCGACUCAGAAUUUCAUCUGCGGCCUCCUUCAGAUCCUGAAACCGUAUACAGAGGACAGCAAGAUCAGAUAGAUCAGGACUAUCUUAUGGCAUUAUCUCUACAACAAGAACAGCAGAGCCAAGAGAUCAAUUGGGAACAAAUACCUGAAGGAAUCAGUGAUUUGGAACUAGCAAAGAAACUCCAAGAAGAGGAGGAUAGACGGGCUUCUCAAUAUUAUCAGGAACAGGAACAAGCAGCAGCUGCUGCUGCUUCUGCUUCUACACAGGCCCAGCAAAGCCAGCCAGCACAAGCCUCUCCAAGUAGAAGACAACCUGGGAAUAGUGAACGUAAACGAAAGGAACCUCGAGAAAAAGAUAAAGAGAAAGAAAAGGACAAAAAUAGCUGUGUCAUUUUGUAACAAGUGUUGGAUUCUGUUGGAUGCAUCUAUAUGUCUUGAGAAACAAAACCACAGGAGGAAAGGAAGAAAAACCGAUAAAUACCGUCUGUGCCUGAUUUCCCAAUGGAUUUUGUUCAUGUUUUUCAGGGGAAAGGUUGUUACUUAGUUACAAUCAGACUUUUUCAAGUCACACAGUACACUCUUUAUGAGCUGGAGUUUCAUGUUACAAGUUGGAAAUGCUGUGUGUUUUCAUUCAUGAAAAAUACUUCACUUGUAGCCAAAUAAGCAAAUCACAGCAAAUUUUGUGUCAUAGUGACAUUCAUAACUCAUAUCAGUUAGUAAGCUAUUUUAUCUUCUGUUCUAACAAUGAAUGGAGGUAACUUAUUUCGUCUGAUUCCUUCCUGAAAUCUAAAUAUUAGCACAAUAGUUUCUGAAAUUAAUUUUUACAAUGUUAAAUUAUGAUCUAAUCCAAGAGAAACCAGGGGUUUAAUAUAGGGAUGUAAAAAGAGAGAAAAAAAAUACAACACAAACAAAAGAACCAUGACAAAAAAUAACAGAAAUAAAUAACCCUUAAUCCUAUAUUGGACUAGUUCAGCCCUUGAACAGCUUUACCUUUCUUUAGGAAUGUACAUUUUAGAUAUUAUCUUGAGAACUGAUAAUGGAGCUUGGGUUUAAUUUAGAUAGAAAAAAAUAAUUUGUAUUUCUUUUCCAAUAGCAAAAAAUUGCAUAACACUAAUACUCAUAGUCUAUCAAAAUCAGAUAUUAAUAACUUUGUAGUGUUGUGAAAUUUUGAGGAAUUUUGAAAUAUUUAAUAUAGGUAACUUGUACUACAGUUACUACUUAUUGACAGUGUGAGAACUGAGUAUAGGAAGGAAACCACAGUGGAUGCUAGGCCUUGUAAAUACGGGAUGUAGAAAAGCAGAUAGUUCAAUGUCUACCUUUUUCUAGAAUUACCUUGAACCUUAAAAUUUAAAUCAUGUUUAUUUGCUGGAAAAUUAAGUAUACUUACUAAAGCCAACAAAAAAAAAGCACAUUUCUGAAAGGAAUUUAGAAAUAAUUUCUGAGUCUAGUGAAAAAGCAUUAAUAAAAAUCUGUUUGAAAAUAGAUAAGAAUUGGGAGAAAUUUAUGUAAAAGCAAUCAGAUUUUUUUUUAACUUAUAGGAACCAACCAAAUAGACCUAUAACAUCUUGCAGUGUUUAUAGGAUUCAAAAAGAAUAUUUAUUGAACUUUAUUAUGAGGCAACACAUAUUUUCCUGUAUUUCUACUAUCCUUAAUAGUCCUUUUUAUAUGCUUUAUAUUUAAAAGUUUGUUUUAGUCAUUUUUGAAAAGACUAUUGCUGCUGCAAGUAGUUAUGUGAUUUACAUUCUAAGCCUCAGUAAAUUUGUUUAAGAGCAUCUUAAUCUAACCUGAGCAUCGACUUGGAGAAUGUUCUUGGGGUCUAGGAUGACAAUAGACUACAAAAAAAAUGUGGUCUAGAUUUCUUAAGCUAUGUCCUUAACAUUCUCCAUGAUCCAAGACCAUUUAUAGGAUGAGUCUAUAUGUAAAAAUAAAAAGUAAAGUCUUAUUUAUGGAAGGAAUUAUUCUAAGGGAAAAAUCCAGGGUCAAGCUUUAUGUCAUGUCCUUCUGUAUUGCAUGUCUGGUUAUGUUAUACCAUUUGUUUAUCCCUUCAGAUUUCCUAUGCUAGCAUGAUAAAUCAUCAUCAGAGAACCUGUUUGGGGUAUAAAACUUUGGUACAAAAUAUUUGGUGAGUCUUUAAUUUAAUAAUCAGAUGUUCUACAGAAUUCUCUGUUGGCUCAAGCAAGUUGACCUUAGUCCAAGUUUUCUCUUGAUAUCACUCUGUUGGUUGAAGGAGGAAACUCAAACCUCAGCAUUUGUUUUUCCUAGAACAGAUAGUAGGGACAAUGCAUUAUAUUAUAAUAUGAAAAGGCAAAACAGUAAAUCCUGAGAAAUUUUAAAAAGCAUAUUUGAGGCAUAUUUUCCAUAAUUAUAUACUUAUCUAUUUAUUACCCUUGAAAAAAUAUGUGUAAAAGUUAUUCUGUUAUUUGUUACUAUCUUCUUAAUUUGUUCCAAAGAUAAUACUGCCAUUCUGCAUUCCCUCUGGAAGAAAAAUAAAACUCACUCAAAACCAGCAGUGCUGCUAUCAGAUAAGUAGAUGUCAAUGUAUACUUAUAUAAAAAUAACUAAAAAACAUAAUGUGUUGUUAAUUCAACCUUUUUUCUAUGUAAUAUUUCCAAGUCAGACUUUCUUACAUUCCUGGAGUUCAGUUUGAUAUACCAAGAGUAAUAAUGAUAAAAUGUUUGAUUACUGUGAGGAAAAAAAUUAAAUGUUCAGUCCUAUUAAAACAAAUUUCUUGGAGAUACUGAUUUCCCAUCCUUGAAGAUUAGAGAGUUAUUGUGUCUUUAUUUUCUUAUAUUUUGCUCAAGGCAACAAAUUACAUAUUCAGACAUUUCAUUGGUGGUUUGGGUACAUGGAAUUUGAAAGUGGUAUAUUCAAGUCUUUCAUUCACAGUGUUUUGUAGUACUUGAAAACUGUUACAUGAACUGCUUGAGCAGAAGGUGGAACUUAAACAUUUUUGUUGUUAAUAUUUAUAGGCUAGAUUAAGGACACAUUUGCAUCAACCAAUCACUGUUAGAGCUAGCAAAAGCGACAUGAAUGUGAAUGGAUAUGGUCGCUGUACUUUCUUGUACUUUAUAAAGGCUAUCUCUUAAGUUUAGUGACCAGUCUUCGUUAGCAAUAUGAAAAUUGUCCUCAUGUGUAUCCCACUGAAUCAACAAUGCUGUGAUUUACAAUAGGUUAUCAACAUUUAAAAGUACUUGUGUGCCUGUUUGUAUGUGUGUGUGUAUCUGUUCUUCUGAAGCAAGGAUCCACGACUUCUAUUGUCAAAGCAAUCUGGGAACUUUCCCUCAAAUUUAAGAAUUAUCACUUAAAAAAAUACACACACACACACACACAUACAUACACCAAGCAGUCUGAAGCAGCUAAAAUUGGCAUUGGCUGCUUCCUGUAAUAUGCUGGUCCAGUGUGCUUAGGUGAAGUAACUUCUUCCAUGUUUCAAGGUGUCAGCUUAGCAGUCGAAUGAGGCAUAGAUUUAAGUUUAGGAUUAAGUUUUGGAAUAUAUUUUUUUAGUGUCUCAUAUUUCUAGUAUUUGACUACUUAUCCCAUAUUAUGUUUCAAAUUCUUCCGCAUACUUCUUGAUCUUAGCUUAAUUAAGCAAGUUAAUAACAGGUUAGUUGACUGAACCCAACAUUAACCAUUUUGUACUUGCACAAAACCUUAAUACUUUACUGAAUUAUCAGCUCAGGUCACUAAGUGAGACCUUGAGAGGAAGGAGGACUAGAAGUCAGAUAGAUAUUUAAAGAAGGAAUUGUUGUAGUCCAUAUAUUAAUGGUAAUGUCCUGCUGGAGAAAUAUUCAAGGCAAGAAUUACUAGAACUGUCCUCAAACUCAUUUAUUUAAAAAAAAAAUCUUUUAAGCAAAAAAAGUAAAUUGAUUACAUUUUACUUAAUUUCCUAUUAAAUAUACUAGUUAUUUUAAAAUAUGGAAAAUUUAGUUUGAUAAAGUAACAUGGAAGUAUUAAAGACAGUACAUAGUUUGUAUUUUAAGAAAAUACAAAUAUGGAAAUGUGGAAGUCUGAACUGUUUUAAGUCUAAAAAUCUGGCUUUCAUCUUUCCAGGGGCAAAUUUUCUGUGCCUCAGUUUAUUCUAAACAUGUAAAAGAUGUGCAUUUUUUAGUGCUUUAAACUCCUGAAUAAAGGGCAUAGUAAAAACUCAGAAUAUUACUUAAAUAAUCAUAAACCUUAUAGUUUCUGUUCUUGAGUGUGCAGAUCUUUUUCCCAAUGACAAUAUUUCUUAAAAUCAGCUUUUUUUAAUGCUGUUAAAAUGUGUAGAAUUAUCUUGUCUUUGAGUAUGGUAUCAUCUGUUCCCAAAAUGUAUUUUGUGGUUGCUUUUGUGUUUUGUGGACUGUAAGAUCAAAAUCAAGAGUAUUUUGAGAGUAUAAGAAGCAUUAAAAGUCUAUUUUUUUCCAAUA